Molecule: messenger RNA, 969 nt
Organism: Fusarium odoratissimum NRRL 54006
Lineage: Eukaryota; Fungi; Ascomycota; Sordariomycetes; Hypocreales; Nectriaceae
Product: acetyltransferase
Exons: 2
Coding region: 136-804 (222 amino acids)
Molecular function (GO): acetyltransferase activity
Source: RefSeq, a predicted model, not a curated record
GGCUUGGCAAUUGAUGGGCAUGAAUAAAAGAUGACAUGAAACUCUGGCGUUUCUUCACGAUGAAUUAUAUGAUUUCCCAGACUUCUGCUCUUUUAACCUGCUAUUUAUCCAUCUAUCAGCCAUACUACACAUAAUAUGGCAGCGCAAGAGAAGAACCAGGCCGAGUUGGAGAAGGCAUCCAAGCUGGCAAAUGUUCCGCACUGCGAACAAUACGAGAGGAUGGUCUCAGGCAUGCUAUAUGACUCACUCAUUCCAAAACUCACAAAUGCUCGUCUCGCAGCUCGAAAGGCCAUGAACGAAUACAACACCUGGUUUCCGGAAGGCGACGACUUCAACAUCGAGUUUAUCACCAAAAGGCGCGCUGAAAUGCUGAAAUCGUUCCUUGGACACGUGGAAGACGACGAAGUUUUUAUCGAGCCACCAUUCAGAGUCGACUACGGCCCUAACAUGUCAGUCGGAAAGAGAUUCUACGCCAACUUCAACUUAACGGUCUUGGAUUCAGCUAUCGUUACGAUUGGCGACAGGGUUAUGAUUGGCCCAAAUGUUAUGAUCUCGACAGCGACGCAUGAAACGGAGGUCGCAAGCCGCAGGGCCUGCAUCGAGUAUGCGUACCCUAUCAACAUAGGCGAUGACUGUUGGAUCGGAGGCGGUGUUACUAUUUUGCCUGGUGUCACGAUUGGGGAGGGAUGUACGAUAGGCGCUGGCUCUAUCGUGACGCGCGAUAUUCCUGCCUGGAGCGUGGCUGUGGGAUCCCCUGCAAGGGUUGUCAAAAAGGUGCAAGCGCUGGGCAAAUUUGAGGAGUAACAAAGCGCCUGGCUCGAGCUGAAAAGGCAAGAUAGCCCCAAGUCGGAGAAAUCGAUCGAUGUUCCUUUUUUGUCUUGAAGCUUUACCACUCUAAGCCCAGUAUAUAAUAACCAGCAUGGCUUGUUGCUCCAGCCGGGUUGCCAACAAUUCAUCCCUGACGCAAAG